UUGAGAAACGUAUAUAUAGGAGUAUUAUGUUGGUUGGAGGCAGAGCGGGUGGUGAGCGAAGAAGAAGAAGAAGAAAGAGUGGGCGGGAGGGGAUGGAUAAAUUAGCUGCCGGAGAAGGUGAAAAAAAUGGAAGAAGAAGAGGGUUGAAAAGAUGUAGAUCAAGCAGCUCUAGAACACCACCAAGGUCGUCGGAGCCGGAGAACAGGGAGAGAACUCCUUGCCUGAUUUCCUAUCACCCUAAUGGGUUCGGUCCGAUGCUGUACGCUGUGGAUUUCGGCGAGAAGCGUUGUAAGGAGAGGAAUUUCUGCAAAAGGUGCCGCAUUGAGCUGUUCAAGGAAGGAGACGGCGGCGACCUUGGUGGUACUGAGGGGAAAGAACACGACGGCGACCUUGGUGGUACUGAGGGGAAAGAACACGACGGUCCUCCGCUGCGGCGAAUCACUCCGUUGAAACUGGGAUGGUUUCCCGGCGGGAAAAUGUUUGUCGCUAUUGGCUCCGCCGUCUACGUCCUCGGCGGUGAGAAUGAAGGUCUCUUAUCUCGCGAUGUCUACUAUUUCGAGAUUGCCAAUAACAAAAGAAGUGGCGGAGCUGAAGCUGAUGGGGGCUGGAAGCAAGGCCCUAAGAUGCUGAGUCCUAGAUGUAGAGGUGGAGCUCUAGCUGUUGAAGGUAAGAUUUAUGCUUUUGGUGGCAAUUAUGACUAG
This is a messenger RNA of Rhododendron vialii, 701 nucleotides long. RefSeq lists its product as uncharacterized. NCBI's taxonomy places the organism in Eukaryota, Viridiplantae, Streptophyta, Magnoliopsida, Ericales, Ericaceae. The transcript is spliced from 2 exons. The record is from RefSeq and is a predicted model, not a curated record. Gene Ontology annotation, molecular function: protein binding. Bases 27 to 701 code for a protein of 224 amino acids.